CACGUUGUUGUGUAGGAGUCAGGAUGCGGGGAACGUUGGUGUUGUUUGUCAGUCUUUCUCUCCUCCAGGGUACAAUGUCUCAGACUCCUCCUGAAGGGGACAGCCUCACGGAGUGCACAGAUGGUUAUGAGUGGGAUGUACAGAGUCAGCACUGUAAAGACAUCAACGAGUGCGUGACCAUCGCCGAACCCUGCCAGGGAGAGAUGAAGUGUUUCAACCACUACGGCGGUUACCUGUGUCUCCCGCGCUCCGCAUCGGUCAUCACCGCCCCUGAGCCCUCCAGUCAGGCGCCCGCCGGCCCGCCGCCUCAGUCCAACGAGGCCUUCGGCUCGUGCCCAGUGGGCUACCAGGUCCAGGGGGAGAGCUGCGUGGACGUGGAUGAGUGUAUACUGGACCUUCAUGACUGCCAGCCCAGUCAGCAGUGCCUUAACACUGUGGGAACCUACAGCUGCCAAUGUCCAGAGGGGUAUAGCAAGAUUGGCCUGGAGUGUGUGGACGUUGAUGAGUGCAGAUACAGAUACUGUCAGCAUCGCUGUGUGAACUUACCUGGCUCUUUCUCUUGCGAGUGUGAGCCCGGGUUUCAGGUGGCUGGGAACAACCGUUCAUGUGUGGAUGUGAAUGAGUGUGACAUGGGCGCCCCCUGUCAGCAGAGAUGCUACAACACGUAUGGAAGCUUCCUCUGUCGCUGUGAACAGGGCUAUGAGUUGGGACCAGAUGGCUUCAUAUGCAAUGAUAUAGAUGAGUGUAGCUACUCCAGUUACAUGUGCCAGCAUCAGUGUGCCAACGAGCCGGGGAGGUUCUCCUGCAUCUGUCCCGAGGGAUACCAGCUACUGGGCACCAGACUCUGCCAAGAUGUGAAUGAAUGUGAGACAGGCACACACCAGUGUGAGGAGGGCCAGACCUGUGUUAACAUCCAUGGGGGUUAUCACUGCACAGACCACAACCGCUGCCAAGAGCCCUAUGUCCAGGUGUCAGACAAUCGCUGUGUUUGCCCAGUCAUCAAGCCAGAGUGUCGUGAACUCCCAUUCUCCAUCGUCCAACGCUACAUGAGCAUCACUUCAGAACGAUCCGUCCCCUCUGACAUCUUCCAGAUCCAGGCCACCAGCGUCUACCCUGGAGCCUACAACACCUUCCGCAUUCGCUCCGGGGAUGACAAUGGGGAAUUCUACAUACGGCAAAUAAACAACAUCAGUGCCAUGCUGGUUCUGGCCCGUGCCAUAACCGGGCCCAAGGAGUACACUCUGGAGCUGGAGAUGGUUUCAGUCAACCCCCUCAGGAGCUAUAAGACCAGCUCUGCCCUACGACUAUCUGUCUUUGUCGGACCUUACGCCUUCUGAGGAGAGAGACUGAGGCGCAAGGAGUGGAGUGUGGGAGAGAUGAGAGGAAUCUGAGGCGGGGACGUUUAUCAGACUCAUUACUGCUACACACGUAUCUUAGAAAGAAAUACUCAGUUGUGAAACUAUCCUUCCAUAAUCCUGUGAGUCACCACACACAGCAGUGGUGGCUGGUGAUGCUUUAAAUCAGAGGACCAGCUGAAUGUAGUGGCUAUCAGAAACAUGUUUUUGAGACUGAUGCGUUUUGUUCUGUUCCAGAAAUAGGUAGGUGUCCUUCCCUCCACCAGCCUCCCCUGACAGCAUGUUACACUGACAUAGGGUACCCAUGGCUGGCAAGCGGUUCCAUCACAGUAGGUCAGGACAUCCCAAUCAGUCGUUUUCCAUUAGAGUUCCCUAAUGCAAACAUGUAAACCUAUUACAAGUUUUUUUGUUGUUGACCAUAACACAGUAGGAAUCGACAGUCUGCAGCAUAUUUUCAAUAGUCUUUGCAGCACAGGAGACUAGACAAAUUAUUAGAGGUCCAUUAUCUUGUUACCAAGGCAACUGAUAAAAUCAUCUAUUAAAUGCUAGCAUUUGAACCCAUGUUCUUUUUCUGUUCUUCAGGGUCUGUCUUUUACCCUUUAUGUCCUGUAUACGAGAUUCACUGGAAAUAAUUAACAUUGUUGUUUUGAUAUUUUACUAAAAUAAAAAGACUGCUUUAAAAUCUG
Molecule: messenger RNA, 2041 nt
Organism: Esox lucius (northern pike)
Lineage: Eukaryota; Metazoa; Chordata; Actinopteri; Esociformes; Esocidae
Product: EGF-containing fibulin-like extracellular matrix protein 2
Exons: 10
Coding region: 24-1337 (437 amino acids)
Molecular function (GO): calcium ion binding
Source: RefSeq, a predicted model, not a curated record